Hibiscus syriacus is the source of this 1019-nucleotide messenger RNA. Its product is annotated as vesicle-associated membrane protein 721-like. The transcript is spliced from 5 exons. The record is from RefSeq and is a predicted model, not a curated record. Gene Ontology annotation, biological process: vesicle-mediated transport. The coding region runs from base 98 to 763 and encodes 221 amino acids. Lineage: Eukaryota; Viridiplantae; Streptophyta; Magnoliopsida; Malvales; Malvaceae. Gene Ontology annotation, cellular component: membrane.
CCGACAAAAGAGUGAUUCAAUAGGAGCAAGAGAGAGCCUCUGAAACCCCAGAUCUCUCUUUGCAUUUUUCUCUUGGGAGCUCAAAAUCCUAUAGAAAAUGGUGCAGAAACCAUUGAUCUAUGCAUUUGUAUCACGCGGGGAAGUUAUCUUAGCAGAGUACACUGAGUUCAGCGGAAAUUUCAACACAAUAGCUUUUCAGUGCCUCCAAAAGCUUCCUUCUUCCGACAACAAGUUCACGUACAACUGUGAUGGCCAUACCUUCAAUUACCUUGUUGACAAUGGCUACACAUAUUGUGUUGUUGCAGAUGAGUCUGCUGGAAGGCAAGUAACUAUUGCUUUUCUGGAGCGUGUCAAGGAUGAUUUUGUGUCAAAAUACGCUAGUGGAAAAGCUACUACAGCUCUUGCCAACAGCCUGAACAAGGAAUUUGGGCCAAAAUUAAAAGAACAUAUGCAGUACUGUGUUGAGCAUCCUGAAGAAAUAAGCAAGCUUGCUAAAGUCAAAGCUCAAGUUUCUGAAGUCAAAGGUGUUAUGAUGGAGAACAUAGAGAAGGUGUUAGAUAGAGGGGAAAAGAUAGAGCUGCUAGUGGAUAAGACAGAGAAUCUACAUCAACAGGCUCAAGACUUCCGGAAUACAGGAACAAAAAUCCAAAGAAAAAUGUGGCUACAAAACAUGAAGAUCAAGCUGAUUGUUCUAGGGAUACUGCUUGCCUUGAUCCUCAUCAUUGUCCUCUCUGUUUGCCAUGGAUUCAACUGUGGAAAAUGAGUGCCGUCUUGAUUAGGCUUAUUAGAGUUUUCACCUGAGCUAUUGUGAUAAUAUUGUGAGUAAAAGAUCAAUAUAUAUAUAUAAUGUGAUUUCAAAUGUUGUAUAAGAAUAAGAUUAGCAAUCACCAUAUAUUUGGUGCAAGAUAUUUUUUAAUGUGAACAAACCCUGAAAAUGUUUAUUGCAAUACAUGAAUUUGCAUUUUCCAACAAUCAUAGCAUUAACCACCAAGCUUCAAAUUCAGUAGGCAAAAUUUUGU